Messenger RNA from Aedes albopictus (Asian tiger mosquito), 2553 nucleotides. RefSeq lists its product as uncharacterized. Gene Ontology annotation, molecular function: nucleic acid binding; RNA-DNA hybrid ribonuclease activity. The transcript has a single exon. The coding region runs from base 1 to 2553 and encodes 850 amino acids. The record is from RefSeq and is a predicted model, not a curated record. Lineage: Eukaryota; Metazoa; Arthropoda; Insecta; Diptera; Culicidae.
AUGAAAGUGGGGCGUUUAACCGGAAAACGGAAUGCGAAGAAGGAGAACAACGUGAUAUACGACGAUCAAGCUUCAGCGGAACUCUUUCUGGACACUCAUUUUGGAAAAACCGAUGUACAACUGGGAUACACAACAGGGCUAUGCAGCACAACCACACUGCUGGACAAAGAGAAAUGGGACAGGAUUCUCAGCAGGAAGAAGAGAAGAUCGGCUCCUGGAGAAGACAACCUGACGUACGAGAUGCUUCGGUGCUUACGCCCUGAGGUAACAGCAUGUAUCAUCAAGGAUAUAAACAACAUGUGGCAACGAGGGUGCUUGGAAGAUAGCUUGAAGAUCAUCAAAGUGGUCGCAAUCCCUAAACCAGGGCGAGAUCAAAAUACCCCGACUGGGAAAAGGCCGAUUUCACUUGUCCCAACGCUAACUAAGAUAGCCAAUACAGCUGUCUUGGAGCGUCUCGAAGAAAUACUUCACAGAGGAAGCGUACUCCCGGAGAACUCAUUCGGGUUUAGAAAGGGGUUGUCCACCAACACCUGCAUCUCCUUCGUUACAAACUGGGUCAAAGAAAGUAAACGUAACAACAUGGUGACGGCUCUAAUUUGCAUAGAUCUCUCUAACGCGUUCAACGCGGUUCGAACGGAUAGGUUAGAGGAGAUCCUGUCCAGCGUAGGCGUACCACAAGACAUGCUCAUGUGGAUCUCGAGUUUCCUAAGAAAUAGAACCAUCUUCCUACAAACUCGCGACAAAAAAAUCAGUAGGACGAUUAGCAAUGGGCUUCCCCAAGGGGACGUAUUGUCCCCCACACUUUUCAAUGUCUACACUCUAGAUUUGCACAGAAUCGAAAAGGAGGGAGUCGUUCUCGUGCAAUAUGCUGACGAUUUCGGCAUUUUGGUCAAAGCGAAGACAUUAGACAAGCUAAACGAGGCAGCACAGGAAUUUCUGAACGAGUUUUCCGAAAAAGCGACCUUCCUGAACUUGGAAAUAAACGCUGCUAAAACGAAAGCCAUACUUUUCCAAAACAACGACAAGGAGUUGGACAUCGGAAUCAAUGGGACGAAGAUUGAAACGGUGAGGAAUCAUCGCUAUUUGGGAAUCACGAUAGACCGCUACCUAAGUUUUGGAGUGCAUAUUAGAGAAGUUCGAGAAAAAGUCCAGCACAGACUCAACAUGGUGAAGAUCUUGAGCGGGACAAAAAGCGGAGCACAUCCGGAAAUGUUAGGUCGAAUAUACGUGGCACUAUGCAGAAGCGUUUUGGAAUACGGUUGCUCGGUGUAUAACAACGCGAAACCCACUAACCGGAGAAUAGUAUCAGUUAUAAACAACCAAUGCCUGCGGAAAAUCGUGGGGGCAACCAAAUCCACUCCGCUCAAUGCUCUAUCUGCGUUGAGUGGACAGGAGCCGUUGGAGUUCAGACAGGAGUACAUUACGAUUCGGGAAAUCGCUCGACAUUUCUCAAGGAACGAUGUGAUCGCAGAACAGCUACAAAAUGUAAUGCUACCGGAUGACCAUGACAAAUGGGACGCUUUCUCAUACCAGGAGCGGAUGUACUGGAUCAACAAGGAGCUCUUCAAAGCUAUCAGCCCAAUAGCGACAGCGGUUCAUAUUGAUGAAGUGGCAAUCGAACCUUACCUAGAAGGAUUGCAGUCAGCAAAGCAAGAUAACGACGCUAAGAAGCUUAAACAAAUGGCACUCUUUGUUAUGAAUGGUCGUAAUAAAGGAAGAGGGAGAAUUUUUACGGACGCCUCGAAAGAAGGAUCAGCCUGUGGAAUAGGAGUUUACGUCGAGAACACUAGGAGAAGAAUGAGCUACAAACUCGCAAUGGAAACCAGCGUUACAUCUGCAGAACUGAUCGCCAUUCAGUUAGCAACUAGCAUAGUGGAGGAGGAUCGUCUUCAAAACUAUGUAAUAUACACGGAUUCCAGAUCUGCUUGCCUCAUGCUUGCAAAUGCAAAGGACUCAAAGACGGACGAAGGUAUUUUGAUCGAAAUUCUGGUCAAAUGCCAAAGAUGGAACAUCGCCAUACAGUGGAUUCCCAGCCAUGUGUCGAUAAGCGGAAACGAGACAGCAGAUGCGCUAGCCAAGGCCGGCGCUGCUUCAGACGAAGUCUUAAGCCAUCCAAUCCAAUUAAAGGACGCCUUCCUGAACGCUAAAAACAUGCUUGAAAGACGAACGAAUCAAUGGUAUGCAGAAUAUUCAGCGGAAAAGGGAACGAAGUUCUAUACAGUGCAACCGAACUUCUACAACGCAGCUUGGUAUAAAAAGGUCGACAUGAAGGGCAGUGACGUGAAACUUAUUAAUCGUCUAAUGAUAAGCCACGACUAUUCGAAAUACUGGCUACACCGUAUGAAAAUCUCGGACGACGCGGAAUGUGAACUGUGUGGAGAACCAGAAACGUCAGAGCAUUUGGUGCUCCAUUGCCCUCGUUUCGGUAUAAUAAGAAUGCAGUUUUCGUUUGAUAACAAAUUCGCCAACCUCACCGAAUUGUUUAAAACUGGUAAAAAGGAGCUUUUCAAGGAAGUAGCGGAAUUCAUCAGAACGACCAAACUAGACCUCUAA